CCGGAGGGGGAUCCCUUUCAGGCAGGUGGGAAGCCACAGCAGACCACAACCUGGAGAAAGCCCUGCUUCAGGUGGAAGAGGAGCAGCAAAGGUACAAGGAAGAAGCAUUUCUUCAUACUUGGUAUCCUGGAUGCUCAUGGAAGUGAGGGAAAAACCUGUCGGUGCUGCCUGGUGUCCCCAAGGGAAGCGGUUGGGCAAGCUGCUUUGGCAGGAGAAAGGUGUGAGAACCUGGCAGAAGUGAACACUCUCCUGCGGGAGCACCUUGAUAAAGCCAGUGAGGUUAACUCAGCCCUCAGAGAAGAUGUUGGAAAGCUGACGGUGGAUUGGAUGAGGGCCCGGGAGGAGCUGGAGUUGAAGGAGAGUGAGUGGCGCCAUGAGCGUGAGCUUUAUGACAACUACUUAAAGGGGGAACAUAACCGUCUGCUCAGCCUGUGGCGUCAGGUGGUGACGUUCCGCCGUCACUUCCUGGAGAUGAAGACUGCCACGGACCGAGAUUUGUCAGAGCUGAAGGCGGAACAGAUGAGGCUUUGUGGAUCUAUCCUGGUGAACUGCUCCCACCUGAACUCCAGCGUGCGGCUCAGGGAGUCCAUAGCUCUGGGUAAGCCUGUCCUGAAGGGUCAGGCAGACCAGCAAAUGGAACAGAAAAUAAACCACAAGAUUCAGGAAGUCAGGUGGGACCUGGAGAAGAAGGAGCUUCAGGACAGGGUGAUGGAGCUCUCAGCCUUGCUUGUACAGUCUCAGAAGCAGAACGAGGAGAAGGAGAAGACCAUGAAAACACUUAACGACACAGUGGAGAUUCUAGAAUCGAGUUGGAUAGAGAAAGAGUUUGAAGCUUCAUUGACUAAAAGUGCCAAAGAAGAGAAUCUUUUCCUCCAAAAGCUCAUAAAAAAUAUCACUGAGGUGGUGUUAGACGACAGCGACAGCCUGGUCAGCAUUAUCUGCACUGACAGUUCCCAUCAUGCAGAGUCCGGGAACAUCUUCUCCGCUCCGAGACUGGUUGACACAGGGCAUGCCUUUGGAUUGGUUCUGGAAGCACUGGCAAGGAUGCGAGGGGCAACACAGGCUCUGAGAGAAGAGCUUUCUGCCAGGGAGGACUCAAACAAUUUCCUGCUGCAGCAGCAGAGACAGCAGGAAGAGAAGUGCAGGGAGGUGCAGCAAAAGCUUGAGAAAUUGGAGGAGAAAUGCAAGAGGUCCAGCAGCCACCAACAGCAUCUGCAGUCCUUGGUAGAGGAACUCAGGAGGGACUGUGCAAAUCUUGAGAAAACUAGGGAAGAGCUACAGCAACAGCUGGGAUUAAUGGAGCAAGAAGCCUCUUGUCUGCGUCAGAGUAAAGCUGAGCUGCAGCUGAAGGAAGAGUCAGCCCAGGCAGAAAAGGCAGAGCAGCAGGAGAGGAUGGAGAGAGCGCGGCGUGACCAGGAGCUCCUAGUGAAGGACUUGGCUGCACUUGAGGGAAAACACUCAUCAUUGCAGAGGGAAUUGUUAGUCAUGAGACAGACACUGGAGAAAUUGCAGCUUCAGAGGGAUCUGCUAGAGCAAGAGAAGGAUGAGCUUACCAUGGCUCUGGAGAAGGCAGAGCGGUCAGUGGCAGAGCUGACAGGGGCUCAGAACAAGCUGAAUGCUGAAAGAGCUGAUCUCCGGGCUGCAGCAGCAAAGAUGAGCAGCAUCAAUGAAGCCCUUGCACUGGACAAAGUGCAACUGAACAAACACAUGCUGCAGUUGGAGCAAGAGAAGGAAGUUCUGUCGGCUAAAGUGGAUGAAAUGGAGAGAGCAAAGGUCUCUGAGCAGGAGAAGCUGAACUUUUGUGAAAGAGCUAAUGAAGAGCUCAGCACAGAGAAAGCCCAGCUGGAGCAGCUGCUGAAGGAAGCAGAGGAGCAACAGGAGGAGUUGCGGGUGGAACUGAGGGCAUUGGGAGAGGAGAAGGCAGAAACCCAGGAGAAAUUCUGUCAGGUUUCCCGCGAGAAGGAGUCGGCUGGCAGAGCUCUGGAGCAGCUGCGCCAGGAGUCCUCUCGCCAGGAGCAGGCGCUGGCCCAGGCGUGCAGGGAGAAGGAGCUGCUGGGCCGGGAGAAGGCUGCCCUGGAGGUGCGACUGGCAGCCACGGAGCGGGACCGACAGGGCAUUUCUGAGCAGCUGGCAGAGGCCAGGUCAGUGAAGGAGACCCUGGAAUCCAGCCUGUUUGCGGCUCAGCAGCAGGUAUCUCAGCUGGAGAUCACCAGGAGUCACCUGGAAGCUCAGCUGCACACAGUCAUGCAGGCCAAGGAGGUGAUCCAAGGGGAAGUGAAGUGCCUCCAAUGUGAGCUGGAAGCAGAGAGAGCCCUCGGGAAGCAGGAAAGGGAAGACAUGGCCCAACAACUCUUGCAGGCAGAGCAGCAGUAUCACGAUACCCUCAGACUUGAGGAAACUGCUCAUCAAGGGGAAAUAAAGAAGCUCCUGCAAGACCUGGCAAGCGAACGAGAAGAGCACCAUGCAGAGAUGCAGAAGAUGCUGAAGGAAUGGGAAAAAGGGAAGGCAGAGACAGAAGAGGAGCAUAAGAAGAUUCUGUUUGAGAUGAGACAGAAAGUUGCCACUCUGCAGGCUCAACAAGAAGAGGAACGAACGAGAUUGGAAAAUGCCAAGCAAGAGGUCCUGCUGGAAAAGCAGAACGAGAAGAGUGUUUUAUUAGAGACACUGCUCCAAACUCAGGGAGAGCUAAGCCAAGCCUGCCAGCAGGUCCAGCAGCUGAGGCAGGAGAUGCAAGAACAGCAAGAGAAGGGGCAGAUCAUCAAGGCAAAGCUGCAAGCAGAGCUGCAGGAAGCUCAGAGGGAACUCCAGGCAGCGGAGAAGAGGCACAAAGAAGAACUUGAAAGCAUCCAAGAGGAAAUGAAUCUCCUCCUUGAGCAGAGGGAGGAUCUACAAAAGCAGGUGGGACACUGGACAUCUCAGCUUGCAGCCUGCAGAGAGUCCCACGAAGCCAUUGCCCACAAAGCUCAGCAAGAUGUGAGCGAGGCCCAGGAACUCUCAAAGCAGAAGAUGCUGGAGAUUGAGAAGCUCCAGAAGAUCCUGGAGGAGGUUGAACAGGAGAAGAAGGAGCAAAAAGUUUGUCUGCAAAACUUGGAGAGUGAAAGGAGCCUUUGGGAAGAAACAGAGCGGCAAAACUCAGAAUUUCAGGCUUCGGUGAAGGCCCUAGAGAGGGAAAAAACCAGGCUGACUGUGUGUCUGGAAGAGAAGGAGUUGAGCCUCAGAACCCUGGAGGAAAAGAACCUUGCCCAGCAGAACCAGGUGUCUGAGCUCCAUUCUGCUCUUCACCAGGCCAAGCAGCUCCUUUCAGACCGCACAACAGAGCUGCAGGAGCUCAACAACCAGAUCCAGUCCCUGCAGGAAGCAGUGCAGGAGAAGGAGGCUGCCCUGGCAGCUCGAGAGGAGCAGCUGCUGCAGGCCCUGGAGGAGUCACGAGCGGGCGAGCGGAGCUUGAAGGACUCUCUGCAGACUCUGGAGGCCGAGGGGUUUGAGCUGCGUUUGAGGCUCCGUAACUCCGAGAAGAGAGAAGAAGCCUUGGCCACAGAGUGUCAACAGGCCAGCAGUGCCCACCAGGAAACCCGAUCCCAGCUGGACAAACUGCACUUGGUUCUCCACCACAUGAUCAGUGACUGCAGAGACUUGGUCACUUGGAGCUCAGAACAGGGUAGUGCUGUGGGCCUAACUACUUCUCAGGCCAGGGACCUCCCCACAGAGCUCACAGUGGACAGAGUGGCAGCAGCCCUACAGGACCUGCGUCAGCACCUGGAGCAGACUCAGAAAGAUCUGAAUGACACCAGGAAGAAAACACAGGUCUUGGAGCUGGAACUGAGCACAAGGCAGGCUGAGAGGGACCAUUGGUGUGCCCGCAAUCAGGAGCUGCACAAACAGUUGGCUGAAAGCCAGGAAGCGCUGUGGACGGCAGAACACAAGAGGGAUUCUCUAGAAGCUGCCCUGAAGGAAGAGGCCUCUGCAAGGAAGGAAGAAGCUGUGACUCUGCGUCAGGAGGUGGAGUCUCUGCAAAGGAAACUGGAGAGCACAGAGAAGCAAGGACAGGAUGUGCUGCAUGAACGGGACAGGCUGCAAGCAGAGAAAGAAAAACUGGAGUGUCAGAUCAAACUUCUUGAGGAAUCACUCACAGCCUCUGAAACCCGAGCAAAUACAGCAAGAGACACAAAUCACUCCCUUGAACAAGAACUCCAAACUGCACUGUCCCUCUUAGAAAUUAAAAAUGAGGAAGUGGAAAAUCAGAUGAGGAAAACGGAGAUGCUCCAGAAAGAGGCAGCAGAGGGCAAAGCUUUACAGGAUAAUCUGGCUCGUAUGACUGCCAUCCUGUCAGAGAGGGAGAGAGAAAUGAAGGUGUUCCAAGAGCAGAUGAGAGUCCUGGAAAAGCAGAAAGAAAUGCAAAAAACUGCUCUCAAUCAGGUUAUUAAGGACAUAACAGAGAAAGAAAAGAAGACGGAAUCUCAGCAAGAACAGAUACAGGAGCUGGAGAAGCAGCAAGAACAGCAAAGGAUUGCUUUAAGCAAAGAGCUGGAAGAGAGAGAGCGGGAGAUGAUAUCCCAGCAAGAACAAAUACAGGAGCUGGAGAAGCAGCGAGAAAUGGAGAGGGCUGCUGUCAGCAGGGUGAGCAAGGAGCUAGAAGAGAGGGAGCAAGAGAUCAGAUCCCAGCAGGAACUGAUAGGGGAACUGGAGAAGCAGUUAGAAUUGCAGAGCACUGCUGUCAGCAAGGUGAGCAAGGAACUGGAAGAGAGGGAGCAGGAGAUCAGAUCCCAGGAGGAGAAAAUAAUGGUUCUAGAACAACAUGGUGCAGCACAAGUGAGAAAUCUGCUUGAGGAUCUUGAUCAUGUGAAAGGAAACCUGAAGGAGAAAAACUUGGAGCUUCUGUCUCUGACUCAGCAGAUCCAAGAACUGGAAAAGGAGAGAGAACAGGGGAAAACUCUGCACACAAACCUUGAACACCUGAGGGCAGCUCUUAAGGACAGAGAGAGUGAGUGUGACACUCAAAGGGAAGAGUUAAAGCUCUUGCAGCAGCACAAGGAACAGCAAGAAGGGCAUCUGCAAGAGCUUCUUGGUAAAGUAGAAAACAUGACACUUUCUUUAUCUAAAAAAGAACAAGAACUUGAGUCACAACAAAAGCAAAUCCAGGAAGUUGAAGAAGCCCUGGAAAUGCAGUUAAGGACUGUCCGUGACCAACUGGAGCAGACCUUAGCAACCUUAAAAGAAAAAGACAGACUCAUAGACAUCCAAAAGCAACAAACAAGGAGCUAUGAGGAAAAAACAGAACAACAGAUGAAUGUCUUGCACAGAGACUUAGAAUACACUAGGGCAGUACUGAAAGAAAAGGAUAUCAUGAUUGAAUCUCAGAAGGAACUGAUUGAGACCUUCCAAAAACAACAAGAAGACUCUGAACAGCAGAAGGAAAUUCUGCAGCAUCUUCAAGUGGAACUAAAGGAAAAAGAGCAGGAAAUUUUAUCCCUUAGAAAGCAGUGUGAGGCAUGCAAGGAAAAGGAGGAAAAACAUGAAGCUCAGCAAAACAAUUUCCAAGCAGCAGCACUGACUCUGAAAGAAAGAGAAGAAAAGAUCUGGGUUCUGGAGGAGGCUGUCUCUAAGCUUCAACAGCAAAAGGAGGAGACAGUGGGGCAGACUAAAGCCAUCAUGCAAAAACUGGAAUGUGCUGAAUCUUCUUUAGAAGCCAGCGAUCAAGAGAGAGCAUCUUUGGAUGAGCAUGUCCAGGACCUUCGAGAGCAGAAGGAGGUGGAAGGCAGGCAGGCCAAAAGUCUAGAGCAGGAUCAAGGCAAAAUGAGGCAGAUGUUGCAGGAGAACCAUUUGGAGUUCCUCAAGCAGACAGAGCAAAUGAACAUGGUCCAACUCCAUGAAGAAAGCAUGAAAGUAGCACUAACCUUAUGCCAGAAGCAAAUAACUCUACUUGAGGAAGUGGUGAGGAAGAAAGAUGAAGACAAUGAAACUCUUCUGCAAAAACUCCGGCACCAAGAAGAAGUAGUGAAGACUUGGCAGAAUCUCCAGCUUAGGGCAGCUGAGAAGAAUGAAGAGGUUAGACGUGAGGGAGAGCAAGAGAAGCUGCUGCAAGAAGCCUUCCCUGAGAGAGAAGGAGAGACCAAGGCUCAAAGCGACCAAAAGGAGUUAGAAGAGGUAAUAAGAGCUCUUCGGGAAGAUCUCCAGCACAUUCAGCAGACUCUGAUGAAGAAGGAUGAAGAGAUCAAGUACCAAACAGACAGAGUCAGGUAUUUAGAGGAGGCACUGUCAGGGAGAGAACAACAGCUAAGGAGAGAGAGCGAACUCCUGAAAGAAUUAACAUCAGCUUUGCGAUGGAAGGAUGAAGGGGAGACCCUAAAGAAACAAAUCCAAAACCUCCAAAAAUGGGAGAAAGAGGUAAUAGAGAAGAUGAAAGUUCUCCAGGAGAGAGACCAUCUCUUGCAAAGGCAGAAGGAGCUAACCCAACAAUGGCAAGCUGAGAGGAAAGCCAAUGGGGAGGAAUUGGAGUGUGUGGCUGCUGCUUUGAAGCAGACACAAAGCAGAGAACUCGAAUGGAGAGAGAAGGCCCAAGUCCUGAGAGCUGCCCUUACCAAGAGUGAAAUGGCCAAAGGGACUCUGCUGAAAGAAUUGGACAUCCUGCAGAGAAUGGUUUCAGAGCGGGACACGGACCGAUUCCAUCAGCAGCAGGCUGUUGCAGAAGGGGAGCAGCUGUCAUGGCUCUCAGAGAAGAGACUCAUGUCACAGAGCCUGGAAUGUCUGCAGCGAACAGUUGCAAGGCUGGAAGAUGAAAAGGUGGAGCUGAAGCAACAAAAUGCUGAGCUCAGGAGGACUCUUGAACAGGUGGAACGUGAGCGGAGGAGGCUGAAGAGAUGUUUUAGGGAUCAGAUGCUCCCAGAUGCCUGUGGAUUGUCUCUCUCCCAGUCUGACCAGCACAAAGUGUCCACCUCUAGACAGGAGGAGUCUCACGCUCACUGCAGUCAGCGAUUAGCUGAGCUACAGAACCAGGUGUCCCUCCUGCAGUCACAGCUGGCACAAGACCGACAGCACAGGCAGAACUACAUUGAGAGCUGUGCAAGGACCAACCAGGAGCUGUCAGACCUUCACCAGGAGCUGUCCUGCUCCUUAGCAGCUGUGCUCAGGGAGCCCAGAGCUGCUGUUCUGGAAGCAGAGACUCAGAAGCUGGAUCAGUCUCUGAACUUGGCACUGAUGUCCCUGGACUGUCAGUCUCCUGAGAGACAGAGGGUACAUCCAGCAGCCCAACCUGCCAGAAGCAACCUGAGGUAACAGCACCUCUGGUCUCCAUUUGAACGGGAGGAUUUCUGCUAAGACGAAGAGCUCUUGGAUGUGAGAAAUGGGAUGAACUCCUCAGGGCAAGGCUGCUCCCUGCCUUUUCCCUCUGUUUCUCUCACAGUCAGCUGGUGCUGUCAAACCUCACCUUACAUUGAGGAUUAGGAUCUAUGAAGUGUUAUCUCAGGCAGAUGAUUUCUGGGGACAAAAUGUGAAUAUGUGAGAACGAAGACAUAGGUAAGGAGAGAGAAUGAUGUGUGGAGAAGGAAGCCCAAACACGAACAAUCCCUGAACAGUAAGACUUUGGGGUGACAGCUGUCCGAGGGCGGCUGCUCAAAUAAAAUAAAAGGACAUAAAGGUUGUGCUACAAACAGUUAAAGUAGCAUGACAGCAUUUGUUCUGUUUGCAUUUCCAAUCAUCUCCUAAGGACAGACACUUAAAUGUUUUUCCUAAUAAAAUGUUUUUAAUAAAAUUU
Molecule: messenger RNA, 7750 nt
Organism: Manacus vitellinus (golden-collared manakin)
Lineage: Eukaryota; Metazoa; Chordata; Aves; Passeriformes; Pipridae
Gene: CEP250
Product: centrosomal protein 250
Exons: 30
Coding region: 328-7272 (2314 amino acids)
Biological process (GO): cilium assembly
Source: RefSeq, a predicted model, not a curated record